Ornithodoros turicata is the source of this 883-nucleotide messenger RNA. RefSeq names its product signal peptidase complex catalytic subunit SEC11A-like (gene twr). NCBI's taxonomy places the organism in Eukaryota, Metazoa, Arthropoda, Arachnida, Ixodida, Argasidae. Bases 138 to 671 code for a protein of 177 amino acids. The record is from RefSeq and is a predicted model, not a curated record. Gene Ontology annotation, cellular component: signal peptidase complex; membrane. Gene Ontology annotation, molecular function: serine-type endopeptidase activity. The transcript has 6 exons.
ACGCGCAGAUGGCGCUUCCCGUAUAAACUCUUUUCAACUGACGUGUACUGCCGGCGACGCGUUGAACAGAGUUGUGGACACGGCACUUCACAACUUAAAAUAUUGUAGAAGAAGGCUGUGCACUUCCUAAAUUAAAUAUGUUGGGAAUGCUAGACGACCUCAAACGUAUGAAUAAACGGCAGUUGUUGUAUCAGGUGCUAAAUUUUGGCAUGAUUGUAUCAUCUGCUCUCAUGAUUUGGAAAGGCCUCAUGGUUGUCACGGGAAGUGGGAGCCCAAUUGUCGUCGUGCUCAGUGGAAGUAUGGAGCCAGCUUUUCACCGAGGAGAUCUUCUCUUCUUAACAAACUAUCGUGAGGAUCCCAUCAGAGUCGGAGACAUUGUUGUAUUUAAAGUGGAAGGUCGGGACAUUCCUAUUGUUCACAGAGUACUCAAGCUUCAUGAAAAGGAAGACAGCAGCGUGAAGAUUUUAACGAAAGGUGACAACAACUCUGUUGACGACAGGGGUCUCUACGCACCAGGCCAACUUUGGUUGGACAAAAAAGACAUUGUUGGGAGGGCACGAGGGUUUGUUCCAUAUGUAGGCAUCGUCACCAUUUUGAUGAAUGAUUACCCAAAGUUUAAGUAUUUGGUGCUCGGAUGUCUUGGACUGUUUGUGCUAGUGCACAGGGAAUAAAGCUCUCCAGCUGGCACAACAGUGACGAAUGAAUUGUAUUCAUCACCACUGUCCAAAGAGGCAUCCAGAAUUACACCCUCACACACGUGUGGAAUUGUGGAGCCGCAUCAUCGCACGUACGGUGGGGGCGAAGAGAUGUUCAUUAUGUCAUCUUUUUGUAUAAAACACUUUCAGUAUGCAAAAUGGUUAAUUAAAGCUCUCCAUUUAUUUUC